This is a messenger RNA of Cylindrotheca closterium, 549 nucleotides long. The record is from the annotation of a GenBank genome assembly. Lineage: Eukaryota; Bacillariophyta; Bacillariophyceae; Bacillariales; Bacillariaceae.
AUGCAAGAAGUCCGAGAAAAUUCCAACGCUCAAGGGUCUACUGUCGGAAACAAUGUCAGUCGAUCUUCCAAGCGCCGUCAAGUGCGCAUGGCCUUACUUUGCUGCUUUUUGAUACUAGCCGCUGCAGCUGGGGCAGUCGUGGCAGUCUUGAAACUGAAGGAUCCUGAAGAUAUCAUUGACACUUCCUCCAACAACAACAACAAGACAACCCCGCACGUUACUUCCUCUGCUCCCACUGAAUUGAUCUCUAGUAAUCCGACACAUCGGCCAAGCCUACCUGGGUCUCGAACCACUUCUGCUCCAACACCGAAUCCGAGUCUUGGACCUACAUAUCGACCUAGUAGUUCGGAACCAUCAAGGUCGCCGACAUCAAGUCCAACUCGACCAUGUAUUCAAAGUGACGCGGAGCUCUCGGAUGCAGUUCGUGACUGGCUACAGGAUUCUCAGAUAAAGACAAUAGUUGAGAACCAAUAUGGAUCGAUCGGCGACUGGUGCUUCGGUCCAAGUGUAACGAGUAUGGAAUCUCUGUUCCGAAGUCAGUCUACUUUC